Hevea brasiliensis (rubber tree) is the source of this 1889-nucleotide messenger RNA. RefSeq lists its product as uncharacterized. Gene Ontology annotation, biological process: rRNA processing. The transcript is spliced from 16 exons. Gene Ontology annotation, cellular component: nucleus. The record is from RefSeq and is a predicted model, not a curated record. Bases 184 to 1677 code for a protein of 497 amino acids. Gene Ontology annotation, molecular function: protein binding. NCBI's taxonomy places the organism in Eukaryota, Viridiplantae, Streptophyta, Magnoliopsida, Malpighiales, Euphorbiaceae.
GUGUUUCUUUCCGUUGUAUAAAAAAAAAAAAAGGACUGAGCGCGUGUCCAUCCUAGGUUUAGGGUUUUAGCAUAAGACAUCUUAGAUUGGAGGUAGCUGCCCUGUUUCGUUCCUUAAGUCUCUUUAGUUCAAAAAACCACAAUAAAUCUCCUCACCUCACAAUUCGAUUUAGUUUUAGCAAGGAUGAUAGCCGCAGUUUCAUGGGUGCCCAAAGGUGUUUCCAAGUCUGUACCAGCAGUGGCGGACCCGCCGUCCAAGGAGGAAAUUGAACAGAUUAUAAAGGCCGGUGCUUUAGAGAGACGUGAAGAUAGUGGUAGUGAGGCAGAUGACGAAGAUAUGGAUGUUGAUACUGCCAAGCAGACUGAUGAAGCAACCCAUGCAUUAGCUGUAGCAGAAGCUCUUGGUAGAACACCCAAAAAUAACAAUUCAGCCACCAAAUUUGAUGAUAUAGCUGAUGGCCUCAAGGAACUUGACAUGGAACGUUAUGAUGAUGAGGAUGAAGGCAUUGAGCUAUUCAGCACAGGACUUGGGGAUCUUUACUACCCAAGCAAUGAUAUGGACCCCUAUCUAAAGGAUAAGGAUGAUGAUGAUUCUGAAGAGCUUGAGGACAUGACCAUUAAACCAAAGGAUGCAGUAAUAGUUUGUGCACGUAAUGAGGAUGAAUUCAGUCACCUUGAGGUUUGGAUACUUGAGGAAUCAGAUGAUGGUGAUUCAAACAUGUAUGUUCACCAUGAUAUUGUCCUGUCAGCAUUUCCCCUUUGUACAGCGUGGCUUGAUUGUCCACUUAAGGAGGAAGAAAAAGGAAAUUUUAUAGCUGUGGGUUCAAUGGACCCUUCAAUUGAAAUAUGGGACCUCAACAUUAUUGAUGAAGUGCAGCCAUCUGUUGUUUUGGGGGGAAUUGUUGAGAAGAAGAAGAAGAAGAAGAAAGGAAAUAAGACGUUAACCAACUACAAAGAAGGAAGUCACACCGAUUCUGUACUUGGCCUUGCUUGGAACAAACAGUUCAGGAAUAUUAUUGCCAGUGCUAGUGCUGACAGACAAGUCAAAAUUUGGGAUGUGGCUACUGGAAAGUGUGAUAUUACCUUGGAGCAUCAUACAGACAAGGUUCAAGCGGUUGCAUGGAAUCAUCAUGAACCACAAGUUCUUCUCAGUGGAUCUUUUGAUCAUUCAGUAGUCAUGAAGGAUGGGAGGAUUCCCACACAUCCUGGUUUUAAGUGGUCAGUUACAGCUGACGUUGAAAGCUUGGCAUGGGAUCCCCACAGUAAUCACUCAUUUGUGGUGAGUCUUGAAGAUGGUACUGUCCAAGGUUUUGAUAUCCGGGCUGUGAAGUCUGAUUCAUCAUCCGAUUCAAAGCCAAGUUUUACGCUCCAUGCACAUGACAGUGCUGUUUGCACAGUCUCCUAUAAUCCUUUUGUUCCUAAUCUUCUUGCAACUGGAUCUACAGAUAAAAUGGUAAAACUUUGGGAUUUGUCGAACAACCAACCAUCAUGUGUAGCAUCAAAGAAUCCUAAAGCAGGAGCCGUCUUUUCCAUUUCCUUCUCAGAGGACAGCCCUUUCUUGCUUGCUGUAGGGGGUUCAAAGGGCAAACUGGAAGUGUGGGACACCUUAUCAGAUGCUGGGGUCUCUAAAAGAUUUGGGAAUUACAGCAACCAAAAUGGACCUCAUCUUGGGACAUGAUUGCAAGUGGAAGAUAUAAUUGUUUUUCAACGAUAGAAUGUGUAAUUAUCCGAGAAGGACGUACAUUUCUUCCAAAAGUAAUGUUCAUUAUAGUUUUGAAAUUCUUUAAGAUUGAUAAUUUUUCUUCAUUUUUGUUUCCCAAAAGAAAAAGAAAAAUAUUGGAAUAGAUGUGGAUUUGAAGAGGUAUUUAAAUUUUAAAUGAUGUUGGUGCA